This is a messenger RNA of Cyprinodon variegatus (sheepshead minnow), 279 nucleotides long. RefSeq names its product histone H2A-like. Gene Ontology annotation, biological process: nucleosome assembly. The transcript has 2 exons. Lineage: Eukaryota; Metazoa; Chordata; Actinopteri; Cyprinodontiformes; Cyprinodontidae. The coding region runs from base 1 to 279 and encodes 92 amino acids. Gene Ontology annotation, cellular component: nucleosome. Gene Ontology annotation, molecular function: DNA binding; structural constituent of chromatin; protein heterodimerization activity. The record is from RefSeq and is a predicted model, not a curated record.
AUGUCUGGACGUGGAAAGACCGGAGGCAAAGCCAGGGCUAAGGCCAAGACCCGCUCAUCUCGUGCUGGGCUGCAGUUUCCUGUCGGCCGUGUUCACAGGCUCCUGAGGAAGGGCAACUACGCUGAGCGCGUCGGCGCUGGAGCUCCCGUUUUCUUGGAGAACGUCAUCCGUGAUGCCGUCACUUACACCGAGCACGCCAAGAGGAAGACCGUGACCGCCAUGGAUGUGGUGUAUGCCCUGAAGAGGCAGGGCCGCACUCUUUACGGCUUCGGCGGUUAA